AUGGUGGCUGGUGGGGCGGGGCCGAGCUUUCAGACCCGGCUCCCGAGGCGGCGGCGGCGCCCUCGGCCUGGCAUGGCGGGCACGGUUGGCAGGCAGCGGGAGGGGCAGCGCCGGCGGCUCCUCGAGAAGCUGCAGGCCAGCAACCGGCGCUUCGCCAGCGUCAUGGGGACCCUGGUGGCCAAGUACGACCGUCCCUUUGAAGAAGACAAACUGGUGCAUAUUGCGACAUUGACCUACGAGACCCCAUCUGGGCUAAGAGUAUGGGGUGGUGGAAGAAUCAUAACCCAAGAAAUCUUCCAGAAUAUCCAGAUGUCCCUGGAGAAGGAAGGAUACAGUCUGGAUAACGUUAUGCAAAGCACUUUCACAGAUGUCAGAAGCAAUGGCGUUGAUGAAUCUUUGGUUCAAAGAAACGAUGAUAUCAGCUUGAAGGAUGACAGCCUUCGAAACCUUCCAGAAAGUGAUUUAGACAAGAAGUACAUGACCCGAGUGGACGUGAUCCUGGAAGAUGACCAUCCCAGGAUGGUCAGGUUUGACAGUUUCAGGAGGAAAAAGGCCCAAACAGCUCCCAACGUCCUUUCAGCCGAAGGCAGUCCUAACACUUUACUUGGUUGCAGUGGUAAUGGCCCCUGGGAGAAUUAUGGGAUUCCAGUUAAGCCAACUUCAUCCUGGCUGGGUCCCCCAGACACCAGAAUGCCUCUCAAUCAAAGCCUGUUAGCCUGGAGAGCCAGGAGAGGUCCCUUAAGGGACACCACUUUUGGAGGUGAAGAAGCCACCCAGAACCUCACUCUUGGUGACAUCUACACCGAAAUGUUAUGUUCACUGUGUAAGUGUCUCCCUUCUCAGAAGAUGGGCCUCGUUUCCACCAGUAAAUAUAUUUCCAAAGGCUGGUUCCCAAAGAAGAGGAGGCUUGACAUCACUUUGACAAUGGAAAGUAGUUUUCUCAAGAUUAGUCAAAAGUUCCGAAUUAUCCCAGGUGAGAAAAGUAGCUUCAUUUGCAGAAACAAUUAUAAGCCGAACUUUUCACCCUGUAUUGAACCAGACACUAUCAUCAAUGACAGUGAAUUGUUAACCACCAAUUCUUUCCCAUUGGCGCUGAAGGCGGCGCUGCAUAACCGCUCCACUUGGGAAUCUCCUUCCAGGCCCAGGGAUGUGAGACAAGCAGCCCCCAGCCCCUCACAGAGCCACACGGGAUCCCAGUCCCCAGUGACACCCAGCUUGUGUCUGCCCCCUGCUCUGACAAGCGCAAAAGAGAGGUUCCGCCCUUUGCAGCAGGGUCCUCCUGGAAGGGAUGUGUUGGGGCAGGAAAGGUAUCUGUCCAGAUCACAGGUGAUGCCAAGGAUGCUCCAGACCCCCAAGAAUUCUCCCCUGUCCCAUGAAAGGCUUCCUCAGGAACGCUCAGCUUCUGAUGCCUCUGAAACGGGCCCAAAGACUGGUGUUCCUAGAAAGGUUACGAAGGCAAGAAAGUCCUUGCCUUUUUGCAUGGAGCAGACCCCCUGCAAAGCCCGGGAUGUGAUAGACUCCAUGUUUGACACAUACUCCCAAGAAACAACUCAGUGGGCACAGGAGCUUUUAUUCCUGAAGAAAUCAGGGCAGAAGUCAAAAGUGCUGACUCAGAGCAAAUUCGGGGAUUCCGUGGAAAGUUUGGGCCUCUGGGAUGGUCCCCAGGAGCCGCAGAAGGCAGCCUCCCCCCGGGGCAUUGCCAGGGACUCCCUGUGUGGGACAGUCACCAUGCUUCAUUGCACAGCCUCACCCAGGGCCAUCGCAAAAGGAGACUAUUCCUCCCCGACAAAAAGACGGAAAGUAUCAAGCUCCCAGACGUGGGAUCUCUUCAGCCCUUCAAAGAUGAGAGAUAAGGCGUAGGAAUAUUUUAACAGUAAUCCUUGUUAUUGCCAUAAACAGUACUUAAGGAGAGAAGUGGCCCCAAAGUAUCUGGAUCACUGUGGGGACAUAAUACAUUAAAAUAAAAAACAAAUUCAUGACUUUAAAAGCACAUAUGCAUUAUCUGAGAUUGUAGAAGCAUCCUGGUAUCGUGGACCCAGGACCCAGGUUCACACCCUGGCUUUGCCACUUACUCCCUGGGCCUCAGUUUCCCCAAUUGUCAGCCCUCGUGCCUUAUGACACAGACAGAAUUCUGAGCCCUUGGGUGUGUUUGAGAGCUCCAGCAAGUCAAAGUUGGGCCAUAUGCGAGAAUCUGAACUUCCUCCGACUGGUGUUGACCCCUGAUCCUGGAUCUCCCUCUUCCCUGUAGUCUGGCCACUCUACACUCUAAACCUCCUGUCCAUUCUCCUCCUGGAUCCUCUCGAGGUUUCUGCUGCCCUCCACUCGGCGCUCCUCCUAUAUCUUCUAUUCAUUCUCAGUCCCCUUGGCCUGAUCAGCCUCUGUGUUGAAUCCCCAGCUCUGGGGACCUGAGGCUGUGUGCUGGGCUGCCUUCUUUUCUCUCCGUGAUCUCUGUAAACUCCAGGGAUUCAGUCAUUGUCUCUGUGCAGGUGCCUUCCAGAUCAGUAUCUCUGGUCCCAGUCACUUGGAUAUACCCCACUGGAUGUCCCUUAGGCCUCUUGAGCUCAGCUUGUCUAAAGCAGAAUUCGUUAUCGUCCCCAUCCUCCCCAUACUUGGUUUUCCUCUGUCGAAGAUAAAAGAAUAUGAAUACUAUAUUCUCCUUUUAACGUACAAUUCUGUCCGAAAUAAUUUUAUUCAAUUAAGCAUUCUAAAUGCAGGCAUUUCUGGCAGUCAUGCGUGUGACUAUCCCUUUACCCCAAAACAGUUUGAAGACAGGAAUCUUGAAGAAGAAAAACUGUAAAUAUGUGUAAGUGCAAUCUGGGGUUAGUUUUUCAGCCCAGUCACAUAAGGGGCUGGGGCAGGCAACCAUCUGGACAAGGCUCGUGAUGUCUUUGUUUCCGGUUCGUUUCCACCGUUGAUCUAUUUUUCUAAAAGACCUUUUGUUUUUGCUCAGAGGGAGGGCAUGGAGAGUAGGCGAGUCUGAAAGGGGCUUUUAGAACUGAGGAGUUCUUUCUCAUGUGCUGCCCCGUUUCUGCGGAGGGCACGUGUGUUUUCUGUUCUGUCAGGUUCACCAGCUGGCAGUCUUCUCGGACUCUAAAGUUCUCUUCCACGCCUCAUGUUCCAGUCACUUAGUGCAUCUUGGUUCUACCUCCGUAACAUGUCUCCUCCCCCCUCCAAGGCUUCUGCCCAAGCUCAGAUCUUCGUCUCUUCUCCCCCACACUACCUGAAGAGUUUCCCGAUGGGUCUCCAGCCUGGAGUUCCCUCUCUCCUUACCCCCUCUUCCUCUGAGCUUUAGUUCAAGCUUCUUGUCUCUGGUGUCUUUCUCAGGCCCCUCUGUUUUCUCUAUUUGUUAUCAUCUCUGUGAUUUCCCUCCGAUACAAUGACGUGCCUUGAGUGCCAGCCCUCUGGCAUUCUUUCCUUGGGAUCCUCGGCAUUUCCCCCAGUGCCCUUUCCACGGCUGGCGUUUCAUGAUGUGUUGUGGACAGGCUCAAUUGCAUGUAAUGAGCUUAUAGCCUUUUCCUGCCUUCGUAGACUGUAGCAGUGGGCCAAAGAGCUCAUCACCUGGCCGCUUUCCUGCUGGUCAGGGUUAGGGAUAGCUGGCAAACAUGUUGGGCCGUGAUCAUACCUUGUCCGUCUUGGUGUAAGAGCCUUUCAAAUAAAGAUUCGUUUUUAUGA
This is a messenger RNA of Vombatus ursinus (common wombat), 3672 nucleotides long. It is a transcript of the gene HJURP, whose product is annotated as Holliday junction recognition protein. Gene Ontology annotation, molecular function: histone binding. The record is from RefSeq and is a predicted model, not a curated record. Bases 1 to 1860 code for a protein of 619 amino acids. Gene Ontology annotation, cellular component: chromosome, centromeric region. The transcript has 8 exons. Gene Ontology annotation, biological process: CENP-A containing chromatin assembly. NCBI's taxonomy places the organism in Eukaryota, Metazoa, Chordata, Mammalia, Diprotodontia, Vombatidae.